UGAAGUUUCAGUUUAUCUUCGUUCACCGUAUCGAAUAGUCGCAAAGAUGAAAAUUCAAUCAAUUCUUGUCCUUGGUGUUAUUCUGACAGCACAAGCUGCUCGCUUAACAUCCCCACUGUUCAAAAUUCACAAUGGCAUUCUUGUUCCAACUGGUAAAGGAUCCGCAAGUGGAUCUUCAUCGCAUGGACGAAUCGUAGGUGGCGGUGAUGCCGAGAUGGGAAGUGCACCGUGGAUGGUAUCAUUACAGUGGGGAAUUGUUAGGCCAUCUCAUUUUUGCGGCGGAACGAUCAUCAAUCCUAAUUGGGUGUUAACCGCUGGUCAUUGUGUCCAAGCAUUUCCAAGUUACGGAAUAGCAGUUGUGAUCGCCGGCUUACAUAAUUUGAGCGAAUUUGGGGGAACCGAACAAGUGCGACAUGUGACACGAAGCAAUAUGUGGUCACAUGAAGAGUUCAAUGACGCUGAGAAUUACUACAGUCCUCACGAUAUCGGUCUCCUGGUAUUCCAAACACCGUUCGCAUUCGACUACUUUGUCAAUGCGAUUGCACUGCCUUCACCCAACGAAAUGCAUACCGGCAUGGCCACCCUGCAUGGAUGGGGCAGUAAUUCGAGUUCGUUCUAUCCGACUUUCCCAGACAUACUUCAAACGGUUGACAUGCCCAUCAUUCCGAUCGAAACAUGCAGGAGUGCUUGGAAUCUUGAGCCGGAGCUGCUGCACGACAAUCACAUUUGUGGCGGUUUGCUAGGAGGUGCAGUCAGUGCUUGUGAUUUGGAUAGAGGUGGUGCACUAACACAGAAUGAGGAAAUUGUUGGAAUUGUUAGUUUUGGCCAUUUUCCCUGUGCUCAGCCGGAUAUUCCGUCAGUUUAUGUACGUGUUAGCGCCUACAUAUCGUGGAUUGAAGACACCAUCGAUAAUGUUCAGCUUUGAAAACACGCUAGAUUGUGACGGACAUGUGGUUAAAUAAAUAUGACUCACAAUGAAGAUAUGCCACAAACGGAGUUUCAGUUUCUAUUU
Molecule: messenger RNA, 1012 nt
Organism: Bradysia coprophila
Lineage: Eukaryota; Metazoa; Arthropoda; Insecta; Diptera; Sciaridae
Product: lectizyme-like
Biological process (GO): proteolysis
Molecular function (GO): serine-type endopeptidase activity
Source: RefSeq, a predicted model, not a curated record